AUGAGUGGCAGAGUAACCAGAUCCCAACAAUUGCCGUUAGCAGAAGGAUUACGCUUUUCCAAACAUCCGUGCACUACCGAUGAACGGCCUGACCUGAGGGGUCUAUAUGGUCAGUUGGAUCAAAACUAUUUUGAUGGAGGACUAGCAGCUGCGGGGUAUACAAUAGGUUGGGGGCGGAGGAUGAAAAAGACUUCUGGGUACACUGACCUACCCCUACGCAUAGUUCGGAUUAGUUGGGAAAUCCAUAGGCUUCUUCCUGAAGAAGAACUGAUCGGAACAUUACUUCACGAGAUGAUUCAUGUCAAGCUGUUUCAUCAUAGGAAUGAUGCCGAUAGUUUCAGUCACAAGGGCGAAUUUAAAAAGGAGAUGAGGCGCAUUAACAAAAUUGGGCCCUACCGGGUAGUCAUUCAUCACAAUCUUCCGCGGAAAGUACUCUACCAAUUGCGUCCGUACGUGUGGAAAUGCAGGAGCUGUAAACACAUUCUGCGGCUGACUGACUCCCGGAAGCCUGGAUUAAAGAGUUUUCAUCGCGUGAGAGGAGGAAAGGGUUGCGCGAAACCUUCGUGGACUAAAGUUAAAUAG
Leptopilina heterotoma is the source of this 582-nucleotide messenger RNA. RefSeq names its product DNA-dependent metalloprotease SPRTN-like. Gene Ontology annotation, cellular component: nucleus. The transcript has 2 exons. Gene Ontology annotation, biological process: DNA damage response. Bases 1 to 582 code for a protein of 193 amino acids. Gene Ontology annotation, molecular function: polyubiquitin modification-dependent protein binding; metalloendopeptidase activity; single-stranded DNA binding. The record is from RefSeq and is a predicted model, not a curated record. Lineage: Eukaryota; Metazoa; Arthropoda; Insecta; Hymenoptera; Figitidae.